This is a messenger RNA of Uloborus diversus, 1662 nucleotides long. RefSeq lists its product as uncharacterized. Lineage: Eukaryota; Metazoa; Arthropoda; Arachnida; Araneae; Uloboridae. The record is from RefSeq and is a predicted model, not a curated record. Gene Ontology annotation, molecular function: ligand-gated sodium channel activity. The transcript has 13 exons. The coding region runs from base 1 to 1491 and encodes 496 amino acids. Gene Ontology annotation, cellular component: membrane. Gene Ontology annotation, biological process: sodium ion transmembrane transport.
AUGCCAACAACCACCGUCACUGUCACUCUCAAGGUUAAAGGUGAAAUGGAAAACAAAAGAAAUCUAACAAAGCCUGAUCCUUCUGAACUUAAAUACAAAUCUUUCAAAGUCUAUGCAAGAAAUAUUUUCAAAUCUUCUCUCAUAACAAGUUUCCCAGAAAUUGCUUCAAGCAAGAGUUUGACCAAGACUUUGGUGAAAAUAACUGUUUUUGCUCUGUGCCUAAUCGGUUUUAUCUACCAAACAUGGGAUUUUUUGGCUUUGUAUUUAUCUUAUCCUACAGUGGUGAAUGUUUUGGUAAAUAAUCCAUUUGAAAUUGUCCAACCAGCCAUCACACUCUGCAAUAGAAAUAGACAGCGAAGACGUGUUAUUUGUGAGAAGAAAGAGAGUAAGUGCAGUUUUGAGGAGAAUGCAAAGGAGUUUUGUGAAAAAUACCCAAGAUAUUGUCCGGGUAGAAAGUCCCCGUUUACUGGUGUUUACAAUGGUACUUUGAUCCAAGACAAAUUUUCAUGGGCUGAGGCACUGAAGGAAGCACAUAAUGACACAAUAGUUGAAAUGUGCUUCAAAGUUGUUGAAGGGAAGAGAGUUCCUUGUGAGCGAACUCUUCGAAGAGUUCCUGUGGUGACAUCAUCCGGCGAACCGAACAUGUGUUACACGAUUGAAUCACAAUGGGAAGAACCAGAUGCUAAACCAGAAAUUUACCCCAAUACAUUCAACUUUGAUGUGUAUUUAUUCACACAACCAGAAGAAUACAUGAUCUAUACCGAGCCGAUACUCAUACAAGGAGCAGUGCACGAUCGAAGGCGUCUCAUCAGCCCGUACGCCAAAGGGUAUUCAUUUCAAGGUGGAGUGGAAUACGAAGCUUACGUUUCAAUGACAGAGAAGCAAAUGCUACCAGCACCCUAUGAUACUAAUUGCACCGAUUAUGUAAAGCUAUGGAAGGAGAAUGGAGGAACAGGCCCUUUAAAUGAACUGAUGUGUAUUGAAUACUGCAAACUGAACACGCUAAUUGCGGAAGGAAAGUGCAUCGAUAAAAAUGUGGCUUAUCCUCACAUGGAACCACUGUGCGAAAGAGAUGUUGUUACUGUGACUAGUGAUAUGAUUAAGAGCUGUACGGAUAGCUGUGCGAGUCCAUGCGUAGAUCAGCAGUAUGAAAUAAAAUAUGAAGAAGUGAAUAACUAUGCACACGUGUGCAAUGAUGAGUGGUGUCGAUUUGCAAGAAUAAAACUGUCUAUAUAUUUCAAGAGAUUUCGUGUGACAAGGUUUAUUUAUCAACCAAAAUUUGAGAGUGUUGAGAUGUUUAGUUACAUUGGAGGCUACAUGGGCAUGUGGCUUGGUCUUUCAUUGGUUUCCUUCUUCGACCUCUUUGAAACAAUCACUUACCUGCUUUACUAUCCUGCUGGUCGUAGUUUCUGGAAGUCACGAAAACAAAAGAAGAAAGCCAUGCUUGCUGGGUUCAACAAAGGUGUAUUUUAUUCAUCUCGAAUUUAUUGAUUUGAACUAUGCCAAAAUUUGAAAACAAAAUGUUAUGAAGAAAUUAUUUCAAGAGGAAGAGGAUGCUGAAGUGUUGCACUUCGUUACGUAAAAUUUAUAUCUACCUAUAGAUUUACUUGUAGUUUAAUGUCCUGCAUGAGCGAAUGUUAAAAAUAAAAUAAAGCUUUUUAU